AUGGUUGUUGUUAAAUAUUCGGAGCUGGCUAUGGAUGAAGGGUGCUGCUAUACGAAUGGAGAGUGCUCCGUGGGGAACCCCGCCGACGUGGCCAUGGUGCGCAUGCAGGCCGACGGGCGCGCCCCGCCGGCGGAGCGGCGCAACUACAAGGGCGUGUUGGACGCGAUACGGCGAAUGAUUAACGAGGAAGGGGUUGGUAGCCUGUGGCGCGCGCUUCCGGUGAACCGCGCGAUGGUGGUGACGGCUUCGCAGUUGGCUUCGUACGACGAGUUUAAGGAAACCAUUCUUGGACGCGGGUGGAUGAAGGACGGGAUGGGGUGCCACGUGGCAGCGAGUUUUGCGGCGGGUUUUGUGGCGGCUGUUGCGUCCAACCCUAUUGAUGUUAUAAAGACUAGGGUUAUGAACAUGAAGGCGGAGGCUUACAAUGGGGCAUUGGAUUGUGCUGUUAACACUGUUAGGACUGAAGGACCUCUUGCCCUUUAUAAGGGUUUCAUCCCUACAAUUUCAAGGCAGGGCCCUUUCACUGUUGUCCUCUUUGUCACCCUUGAACAAGUCAGGAACCUGCUCAAGGACUUUUGAUUUUUCAUUCAUUCAUAGCCUGAGAUACAUAUUCAGAUGAGAUGAUCACGAACCAUUUGUAACCUUCGUUUUUAUUUUUAUUUUUAUUUAUUUUAUUUAGUAUUGAGGUUUUGGAAGACUACCUUCUUCAGUCUCAUGUUUUCGCAUGCAAUACUUCAUAGAAAAGGCUACAACCUCAAGCCACUUGAUAUGUUCUAAUAUGUUCUAAUGGGUUUUUGUCAUAAUACGAGUUAAUGUUGCCCAUGUUUGUGUU
Messenger RNA from Cajanus cajan (pigeon pea), 832 nucleotides. The record is from RefSeq and is a predicted model, not a curated record. NCBI's taxonomy places the organism in Eukaryota, Viridiplantae, Streptophyta, Magnoliopsida, Fabales, Fabaceae.